Molecule: messenger RNA, 1881 nt
Organism: Alternaria atra
Lineage: Eukaryota; Fungi; Ascomycota; Dothideomycetes; Pleosporales; Pleosporaceae
Exons: 2
Coding region: 1-1881 (626 amino acids)
Source: RefSeq, a predicted model, not a curated record
AUGAAGCUUCAAUACCUUUCGUUACUGCCGUUGGCAUCAAUCGCUAGCGCUAGCUGGUCGAAGAACCUCAACUACCGUUCGCCUUCAGAACACCACCCAGCUCUCGGUGUCUCAAUUCACAAGGUGGUCAAGAGGAACGACCCAGCGAGCAGCUAUGCCGCCUCUAGCUUGAACUUCACCCAUGGUGUCGCUUCAGGCGACCCGUACCCCAACAGCGUCAUUCUUUGGACCCGUGUCGCACCACAAACCGAUAACUCGCAGUCCAACCUUACGGUCACUGGCUACGCACCGCUAUUCGACCAUGACAACGAGAAGUACGUCCGAGUCUCCAAAGCGCCGGUGUGCGUCGAAUACAAGGUCUACGACAACAAGAACUGUUCUACAGUUGUCGAUUCUGGAAAAGUGUUCACCAGCUCCGAUGUAGACUUUACCGUCAAGGUCGAAGCCAAGAACUUGAAGGCGUACAGCACGUACUACUACCAGUUCAAUGUCUGCGGUUCGGAGAACAAGAGUACGCUUGGACGCACAAAGACGACACCGAAUGCCGACGACGAUAUUACGGAUGUUAGUCUUGCUGUAUACAGUUGUGCAAACUAUCCCUUUGGUUUCUUUAAUGCUUAUGGAAAUACUGUUCGAAAGGACUCUGUUGACUAUGUUGUUCAUCUUGGUGAUUACAUCUAUGAGUACAAAAAUGGAGACUACGGGUGGGGUAACUCGAUCGACCGCAUUCCUCAGCCAGACCACGAAAUUUUCACUCUUUACGACUACCGAAGGAGGCUUGCCACCUACCGAACUGACCUCGAUCUGCUUGCCAGCCACGAGCAGUUCCCAUGGAUUCCUGUUUGGGAUGAUCAUGAGGUUGCUGAUAACACCUGGCGAGACGGCAUGUCCGAACUCAACAACACUGAAGACUCCUUCCUCCGCGAUGGCGGUGUAUCAGUUGACCAGCGCAAGAUGAAUGCAGUCCGAGCCUACUUCGAAUGGAUGCCGAUCCGUCAAGUCGACAUGGACGACAACCUCCGCAUCUGGCGUUCCUUCUCCAUCGGAAAGCUCGUCGAUCUAAUGAUGCUGGACACCCGCCAAUAUGACCGUUCCAUCACUGAUCUCUACUGGAACACAGACUACGUUCACGACAUCUCCAACGACGCAGGUCGCUCCUUGAUGGGCUCGCGACAAGAAAACUGGUUCUACCGCAGCCUCUCAGAGUCUGCCGAGCGCGGCGCAACAUGGCGCAUCGUGGGUUCUCAAAUCGUCUUCUCGCGCGUCAAUCAAUCCGCCGCAUAUGGAGCAGAUAACCCAUUGAACUACGAUGCAUGGGAUGGGUAUCAAUCAAACAAGAACCGUACACUUAAUCACUUGUACAGCAACAACAUCAACAACAACAUCUUCCUUGCAGGCGACAGCCACGCAUCCUGGGUCAGCGACCUCGUCUGGCUCGACGAAAAGAACUACAGCUCUGCCACAGGUGCGGGAAGCAUUGGUGUCGAAUUUGCUGGCUCAGCGGUCACAUCUCCUUGUCCCUACGGUGCCAACAUCAGCCUCGCUACCGCUAACAACUACUCCUCCAUCAUCCAGUCCGCCAACACUGAACUUCAGUGGCAGGACCUUUACUACCGUGGUUACUUUGAGUUACAUUUCACGCACGAGGAGGUUACGGCGAACUUCUUCGGUAUGCCGACUGUAGUGAGUCGCAAUGGCUGGGAGAUUCCUAUUGCCAACUUCACGGUUAAGAGUGGGGAGAACCGACUGCAAAGACCUGUUGCAGGAGGAAUUGUGGAGAGUGGAAGUCUGAAGGGAGGCAAGACGGUGCAGACUAAUCUGACGAUUGAUACUAACAAUGGGACGUGGUUUGUUAGUCACGCGGAUUUGGAGGUCUUGUAG